UUUGACAACCAAGCAAUUCAACCAUAUGAUAUAUUUCUUAUGUGAAUUAACAGCAUUAUUUACUUUGAUUUAAAAAAAUCAAGAAUAAAUUUAUUGCUCUUCUUAAAGUGGAAAGACUUAAAGGGAAUCUCUUGUUAACAGUGAAAUGAGGAACAUCUAGAAUGGAAGGCAUAUUAUGGAAAUGGACUAACUAUUGGAAUGGAUGGCAGACGAGAUGGUUUGUAUUAGAAAAUGGUGUUUUAAGUUAUUACAAAUCACAAGAUGAAGUAAACCAAGGCUGUAAAGGUUCCCUAAAGGUUCAGGCAUUUGAAAUAAACGUUAGUCCUCUGGAUAACACACGUAUGGAUUUAGUUAUUCCGGGAGAACAGCAUUUGUACUUAAGGGCAGCUACUUCACAGGAACGUCAGCAGUGGUUGGUCGCCUUAGGAAGUGCUAAAGCUUGCGUCCAUCAAAAAGGAAAACAGCUUGUCGAGUCUAAUCCGGACGCACUGAAAACUAAAAAGUCAGAGCUCAGAUUAUACUGUGAUUUGCUUAUGCAACAGGUUCACGUGGUUAAGACGUCCGCACAGGCCGAAGACGGCCCGGAAAUUGAGAAAAUGGACGAAGCAACUAGACUUUUAGGUGCCACUUGUGAUACAUUUAUAAAGACUUUGGAGGAGUGCAUGAAACUCUCGAAUGCCAAUAUUAUGUACGAGUUACCCCUGAAAAAUGAAGUUAUUGUACCCCCAACAAAUGCCAAUCCAUCCAAUAAGAAGAAAAACAUGGCACGAACCAACUCUCAAGACUCAUAAUUCAACAAUACCAUAAUGGAAAUCGUUAACUUAUUUUUGCAUUGAGGAGCAUUUGUAAUCGUUUAUACCCACUUGUAGUAUUUAUAUCUACGACAGACAUAUUUAUGAAUUGCGUAAUAUAUUUAAUGUUAAACAUACCUAAAAUAGUAUAUGGUAAAGUUUAUUUAAGUCUUAGGUUUAGACCUUUUUUAUAGAAACUGUUGAAAUCGUUUGUUCUUAUAAUUUUUUACGUCUAUAUUUUAACUUAUUACUUUGUAGAGAGUAGAGCAGCUUAUUUGCAUUUCUUAGCCCUAGUGAGUUAAUUGGACAUGUUGUUAAUGCAUUAAGUGUUUGUUUAUAGAGAUUCUCAUAUUAAAGUCUUGUCAAUAUCACUAGUUUAGGUAAACCGCCAAAGUAUUUUUAUCUAUUUUCUGUUUAUGUAUCGAUAUAUAAAUAAAUGUGAUAUUUUUAUUCAGA
This is a messenger RNA of Anoplophora glabripennis (Asian longhorned beetle), 1247 nucleotides long. RefSeq names its product pleckstrin homology domain-containing family A member 3-like. The transcript has 6 exons. Gene Ontology annotation, biological process: endosome organization; receptor recycling; retrograde transport, endosome to Golgi. Gene Ontology annotation, cellular component: trans-Golgi network; recycling endosome; early endosome. NCBI's taxonomy places the organism in Eukaryota, Metazoa, Arthropoda, Insecta, Coleoptera, Cerambycidae. Bases 162 to 791 code for a protein of 209 amino acids. The record is from RefSeq and is a predicted model, not a curated record.